Messenger RNA from Acanthocheilonema viteae, 522 nucleotides. Lineage: Eukaryota; Metazoa; Nematoda; Chromadorea; Rhabditida; Onchocercidae. The record is from the annotation of a GenBank genome assembly.
AUGUGCAAUAUCUCACAACGUUUACCAUUUACAAUUAAUUGUCGUAAUGGUUUGGCUAAAAUUUUUUGCUCAUUAUCCAAUUUUCUGGAUGCUAAUUGGCAAGAAUGUAAUUUUGGAAGUAUUGAAUACGAGCAAUGCAUAAACUGUUCACGGAAUAAAAUGAAUAUUAUACGUCAAACUUCAUGGGUUAUUACGUGGUUGGAUUCACUCGGUAAGAUGCCGCCAGCUGUAAGCGAAGGAAAUUAUUACUGGUUGGGUGAUUACGAACAGUGCUCAGUGCUACGACAGACAAAUGCAUUUGAUGGUCGUUACUGUCGGAUUGUUUUGGAAAUUCCGGAUAUUGAAACGUACCGAUACUGUCCACAAUCGGAUACACUCAAUAUUCAUCUUGGCUUAUGCGCUCCAUCAAUGUGUACACCACAAGAAAUUACCCAAUUAGUUCGAAUGGUUACACCAUAUGCGAUAAGCGCAGAAUGUGAAACAUCUCUUGAUUGGCCACUUUCUUCACAAAUUUUCAUGUAA